GUCGCUUCGUCGGUAGCCUUAGCCACAAGAUUGUUCAGUUUCAGUUAGCAGUUUGCCGUUAGUCAGAGCACAGUUUAUUAUUCGAUAUGGGCAAUUUAAAGCAGAACAUUAAGGAUGGCAUCACAGCGGAACGUGUAGCCAUAUUUUUUGGCUUACUAUCCACCUGUCUGGCAGUCGCUCUUGUCCUUGUCAUUGUCCAUAGGGAUAAUAUAUGGUUACAAUUGGAGGAAGCCAAAAUGAAAUUGGAUGUUCUUGAGGACUAUAUACAGGCCAAUCUAGUGACUGAAAUAUCCAAGCAAACAAAAAUAAAUUAAUAUUACUAACACCACAUAAUACGUAGUAUUAAGUUUACCCCAAAAAUAAACCAAAUAAUUCAAAA
Molecule: messenger RNA, 379 nt
Organism: Drosophila willistoni
Lineage: Eukaryota; Metazoa; Arthropoda; Insecta; Diptera; Drosophilidae
Exons: 2
Coding region: 87-314 (75 amino acids)
Source: RefSeq, a predicted model, not a curated record